GAGAGAGAGAGAGAGAGAGAGAGAGAGCACAUACACACAAAAGACACAUAAGUAUGAAUUAUCUCUUGAACAGGCUUUCAAUACUUUUAUAUUAAAUGCGCACAAACGCCCACACACAUUCACACUAAUACAGUAUGUGAAAUAACUUCAUACGAAACUACAGCUGCUUGAUGGAUGUUAAAAGAAACUAAUGCGCUUGCCUAACAACACAACAUGGCGUCUAGUAGCGUGUUUUUAUUGAACAUCAAUGGACAGAUUGAAAGCGGCGAAUUCCCUGAAUUUGAUGACAUCUAUUGCCGUCAUUGUUUUGUCUAUGGAGAUGACUGGAUUAUUACUGCGGGUUUGGAGGAGGGCAUUACCCAAGUGACAAAGAAAAGUCCUGACAGACGUCAAAUACAUGUCUGGAACUUUCCAUUGAACAUCACAUUUAAAAGUACCAACCCAUUUGGCUGGCCUCGUAUUGUUGUUCAUGCCUAUGGAUUAGACACUUUUGGCAAUGAUGUGGUCCGCGGUUAUGGAAUGUGCCAUGUUCCUAUAAUUCCUGGCAGAGUCAGAAUAACAGAUAACAAAUCAUUUCCAAAGAAAUCACAAAAAGCAGAUCCUGUUUCUAAAUCAUUUUGUAGAGUGAGAACUCAAGGAUUUGUGAAUGUAACUUUCAAUGUUGUCAGCAAAGAUAUCAAAAAACUUGGUUACAUCAAUCAAGUCAGCCAACCCCAAGCGGCGGCAUCAACAGAAACUAUUGCAGCAGUGAAAUCCUGAACCUUCUGAGAUUCUGUCAAAACAUUUUACAAUUGUCAUUUUGUAUUCUUAAGUAUUUAUUCCAUCGACUGUUCAAAGAAAUUUAUUCCAUCAUUUCUAUGAUGUAACACUUACCAUCUAUAGUAUACAGACUAUUUUUUUAAUGUUUAUACAUCAUGUACCAUAAUAUAUCAUAUGUAGAUGUUAGUUUUUAAUCAAUAAACGAAUAAAAUGUUUUUCAAAUGUUA
Molecule: messenger RNA, 986 nt
Organism: Octopus bimaculoides (California two-spot octopus)
Lineage: Eukaryota; Metazoa; Mollusca; Cephalopoda; Octopoda; Octopodidae
Product: B9 domain-containing protein 1
Biological process (GO): cilium assembly
Cellular component (GO): MKS complex
Source: RefSeq, a predicted model, not a curated record